Triplophysa dalaica is the source of this 6755-nucleotide messenger RNA. It is a transcript of the gene brsk1b, whose product is annotated as BR serine/threonine kinase 1b. Gene Ontology annotation, cellular component: cytoplasm. Lineage: Eukaryota; Metazoa; Chordata; Actinopteri; Cypriniformes; Nemacheilidae. Gene Ontology annotation, molecular function: tau-protein kinase activity; protein serine/threonine kinase activity; ATP binding. Gene Ontology annotation, biological process: protein phosphorylation; intracellular signal transduction; microtubule cytoskeleton organization. Bases 1001 to 3580 code for a protein of 859 amino acids. The transcript has 19 exons. The record is from RefSeq and is a predicted model, not a curated record.
CUACGCUAGUUAAAGAUGCUUGUUUUUUGACCAGGAAUGUCUUCUGUACAAAUAAAGCGAGGGAUUUUUGCACAAACACUAUAGCUCGCAAUAGUGCAAUGUACACUCGGGACGUGCACCGUGGAUUCGUUGGUGGAUGUUACUGAAGAACCCGGGGCUCUCCUUCGCGAUAGGGUGGCUGUUUUCUCUCUGACAAUUCUCCUGUAUUUCCGGAUGUGAGGCCUGGGAUAAAUCGUAGUUUAUCGCAGGCACGGGACGUUCAUUUUUCUCGUCCUAAAUUUGAUUUAAAAAAGACGAAACACGCCAUGCAACGGAGCUCUGAUGCGUCUUUGACAAAUGAGGAAAAAUCUACAUUCAGAUUGGAGCAAGAAUGCAUAAAUGUAUCAUAAACCAAAUGUGCGGUUGUUUCGCAGGAUGGAUAUGGCUAAGUUUUUAAUAAAUAGGCCACUUCCACUUUCCGUUAGGCUGAAUGAAUAUAUUUGAACAGAAAACAUACCGGCGAAUGGACUGGUGACUUUACCAUCUGUCUAAUAUUCUCGCUGUCUUAAAUUAUAAUAUUAAUAGCCUACUAAUAACUAAUAAGAAUUAGUUUGCUGUUGUUCGGAGCUAUUAUCAAAACGCUUUUCUGAUAAAGUAUCGGCCCAAAUAGUGACAGAUCUGACCGUGUUCCCUCAUCAUUUAACGUUACAUAGCCCGGGUCGUUUAAAUAGCAACAACAGCGGUUGUUUUAGCAUAAAGCCUCGGCUGGACACAUUCGCCAGUUCUUUUAGUUUUAUAUAUUUACGAACGGAAUAUGUAACCGAUGCAUUUCGAUCAACUUUAAGGAGACGGCAGAUGUUUGGGAGUAGGCCACGGCAUUGACAUCACGCAUCAGCAUCCCUGUGUCAUCGCUCACCGCCUGUGAUGUCUGUACGGCGGAGCUUUUAUGUGAUCAGGACAGAUUUGAAAACACGCUGAUUUUUCCCACUCACAUUGUGACAUAAAAUCGCAUUUGAACGAAAUGUCCAGUAAGGAGUUGUCGGGGAGUCAGGCAGCUCAGUAUGUCGGGCCCUAUCGACUGGAAAAGACGCUGGGAAAGGGCCAAACAGGUCUGGUGAAGUUAGGAGUUCAUUGUAUUACAGCACAGAAGGUGGCCAUAAAGAUAGUUAACAGAGAAAAGCUGUCAGAGUCUGUUCUUAUGAAAGUGGAGAGAGAGAUAGCUAUUCUUAAACUAAUAGAACACCCUCAUGUCCUUAAACUGUAUGAUGUGUACGAGAAUAACAAAUAUCUGUAUUUAGUACUGGAGCAUGUGUCUGGUGGGGAGCUAUUUGACUACCUGGUAAAGAAAGGCAGAUUGACCCCUAAAGAGGCUCGGAAAUUCUUCAGACAAAUCAUAUCUGCUCUGGACUUCUGUCACAGUCACUCUAUAUGCCACAGAGAUCUUAAACCUGAAAACCUCCUGCUGGAUGAGAAGAAUAACAUCAGAAUUGCUGACUUUGGUAUGGCUUCCCUACAGGUUGGGGACAGUCUUCUGGAGACCAGUUGUGGAUCACCUCAUUAUGCAUGUCCUGAGGUCAUCAGGGGUGAGAAAUAUGAUGGACGCAGGGCAGAUGUGUGGAGCUGUGGAGUAAUCCUCUUCGCUCUUCUGGUGGGAGCCCUACCCUUCGACCACGAUAACCUGCGGCAACUGCUGGAGAAGGUGAAGAGUGGAGUGUUUCACAUGCCUCACUUCAUUCCUCCAGACUGUCAGGCUCUCCUCCGUGGCAUGAUUGAGGUCAACCCUGAGAAACGCCUGACGUUGGAAGAAAUACAAAAGCACGCCUGGUAUCAAGGGGGCAGGAAUGAGCCGUGUCCAGAGCAGCCUCCCCCGAGACGCGUGUGCGUAAAGAGGAUUCUGUCUCUUACCGAUCUGGACCCUGAUGUUCUGGAGAGUAUGCAUUCCCUGGGCUGCUUCAGAGACCGUGUUAAACUCACCAGAGACCUGCAGUGUGAAGAAGAAAACCAGGAGAAGUUGAUCUACUAUCUUCUGUUGGACAGGAAGGAGCGUUACCCCAGCUACGAAGAUGAACAUCUUCCACCCAGAAACGAUGUUGAUCCUCCUCGUAAGCGAGUAGACUCGCCCAUGUUGACCCGUCACGGGCGCUGUCGGCCGGAGAGAAAAAGUCUAGAGGUACUGAGUGUAACAGAGCAGGGCUCUCCGACACCUCCACGCAGAGCACUGGAUACCUCUGCACAUAGCCAGAGAUCCCGAUCGGUUAGCGGAGCUUCAACCGGCCUCUCGUCUAGUCCCCUCAGCAGCCCUAGAAGCCCAGUUUUCACCUUCAGCCAAACUGAAGUCACCUCUGCUUCCGCCACCCAGUCCAAAGACCCCAAAGCAGGAAGUUCCACCACGCCCCGGGUGUCCCAACGCGUGCCUGACCAAAAGACCCAGACCCUACCAUCCAAAGCCCCCUCCGAGCGCCCCCACCUGCAGUCUAUGAAGUCCCUCCCCCUGCAAACUCCUCCGUCUCCCUCCCCUUCCCCCUCUCCGCUCCUGUCCCCCAUCCCUCGCUUCUUCUUCCCCACUCCUUCUGUCCUGAAGUCUGUCACUAAGACCAUCUAUCCUAACUCUGCCCAUGUGUCGCAGGUUACCCCACAGGGCUCCCCACUCCCCACCCCUCUGGGGACCCCUGUGCACCAUCCCCAGCACCCCCCUCCCACCCCGCCCUCUUCCUCCUCCUCUUCUUCCUCCUCACGAGCUGAAGGGGGUGGUGGUGUGGGUGGUGGUUCCCUCUCCCUAACUCCACCCUCCAGCCCUGGGGGGAGCGGUGGAAUGGCUUCCAGUAGCUCCGCCCACUGGAGGACACGCCUCAAUUCUUUCAAAAACAACCUUCUGGGUUCACCGCGCUUCCACCGCCGAAGGCUACAGGUUCCUACAUCAGAGGACAUGUCCAGUUUAACACCAGAGUCCAGUCCUGAGCUGGCCAAGAAAUCCUGGUUUGGAAACUUCAUCAGUCUGGAGAGGGAAGAGCAGAUCUUUGUUGUGAUUAGAGACAAACCGUUGAGCUCUAUCAAGGCUGAUAUUGUCCACGCCUUUUUAUCAAUUCCCUCCCUGAGUCACAGUGUCAUCUCUCAGACAAGUUUCCGUGCAGAAUAUAAGUCCUCCGGAGGUCCGUCCGUCUUCCAGAAGCCUGUCAAAUUUCAGGUCGACAUCGCCUUCUCUGAGGGAGAGAGAGAGCGAGAGAGAGAGAAAGAGAGAGACAGAGAGAGAGAAGGAAGGAGGGAGACUGGCAUCUACAGUGUCACCUUCACCCUCUUAUCAGGCCCAAGUCGCAGGUUUAAGAGGGUGGUAGAGACCAUUCAAGCUCAGCUUCUCAGUACCCACGACCAGCCCUCUGUGCAAGCGCUAGCAGAUGAGAAGAAUGGGCUUUCGUCUCGCCCACCCAGCACACCAACCCGUCAAAACUCUCGUCGUUCGGAGGGCGGGUGCGAUCGCGGUGAGCGAGCGGAACGAGGAGAAGGGAGCAGUAUUGGGGGUAGCGGAAGCGUUCUACAAAGAAAAGGGUCUGGCAAGGAUAAAACUCGUCUCCUUUCCUCAAAUGGAACGCAGUCUCAGCCCUAAGUAAACUAUUUAGAAACGCUAUGGAGCGGGUGGGGAGGAGCCCCAUCCCCUGAUAUCCCCCAGACACGACUCCCUCAUAGACCAUCUGCACAACAAAUAAAAACAGGUAUAUUCAGCCCCGGUUCUCACAUCACUAGUGGAAUUCCUGAGGUCCAGCUGCAAUAGUAGGAGGGUCAGGAGUCAAUCCACAUGGAAGUGUUCUUACUCCUUGUCUGUAACAAAUGCAAUUAAUCACCUGAAGAACCAGAACAGCACCGAUGAUAUCACUUAUCCUUCAUCUGAGCAAAGGAUUUGACAAGAUUUAUCAACGUAAACCUCAACUAUGAAUCGUUUACCCAGCAACACUACAAACAAGGAGUUUGACAUCCAUUGUCCGGUGAUCUAAUAGCAACAAACUAUACAUGCAUCCAAACAAACAAGUGGGUCAAGAACGAAUGUCUCCCAAACGUCAUCAUCCUCAUCAUAAUUUUUACUACUAUUAUCAUAAGCAAUGGUCCAUGUGCAAACCUGAAUAUCAAAUUAUCACAAUGAGCUGUUUGAGAACAGAAAUAUGUAAAUUUCUUAACUCUAAAUUCUAAUUCCCCGGAGCAAAAACAGGAAUUCCCAAACGUCUUGUCAAGUAAGGGAUAUAGGGAUUUGUUAAGUUCGGGAAUAAGAUAUACAGUUUGUUACCCCAAAACACUACAUAAGGUUUUGACAGUCCUAUGUGGCAAAAACUCUAUGAGGUAAGCCAAGAUUAUGCCUCCUUCCUGAAGAAAAUAGUGCUAUUCAUUCAAACCUGGUUUAGAUCCCGAACUUCGUAAUAUGCCUGUAGAUCCAGAAAUCGGCGUGCUGUGGAGAAAAAGCUACUGUUUGUCGCUCAGAAAAAAUUGGUCUGUUGUAGGUCAAAGCAUCUCAAAUCGACCUCCUCGCUCACUAAGUAGAGCACAGGAGAUGAGGAGGCAUCUAAACUUCCUAUGACAUGUUCACACAGAAAUUGAACAAGAGGAACAUUUUUGCAAGAGUCAAGGUCUCUUGUGUUUAGAAUGAGGUGAGGAGAGGAAAAAGAAACUUAAAAGCCCCUACUUUUCAUGUGAUGCUUGCUAAGACUUUCAAGAUGUAUAGAACUCAGAUGAACACUUUGUUUUUAUUUUUGAGCUUAAGCCGAGGUGUAAAAUGUUUGCCAUCAACAAAAAGGAAAAAAAUGAAUGUCACAACAAAUGAAGAUUUAUUUAUUUAUUUAUUUUUAUUUAUUUAUUUCAAAUUAGAUGGAUAAAAAGAGUGUUCAGGCCGAAGUUGACUGGGGUGGACUAAUAAAGCCACAAUUUAGAUUUCAAUGCUGCAAAAUCUCCUUCUAAUAUCCUUUUCAUUAGCCAAAAUUUGCCCAUCUCAUUUUCAUUUCAUUUGGAAAAAGAAGCAACUUCACAACGGAGGAAGCUAGAGAACAAUUUUGAAAAGUGGGAUGUCUCCAAUGGAAUGGAAUAAACCCUCCAGGAUGUACAAUGUAGACAAAAGUGAACCUUACGGAACCGGAGGAACAAAGCAGAAGCCAGGCAGGAGUUUUCCAGCCCUCUGUGUUCACCCUCCAUCUUUGAGAAUGUUACCCAGACCAGAGCCCAAAGUUUCGGACUCGUGUGUACCAGGCCAGUCCUUUGUACUAGACGCGAGCAGUAUUCUCUCUUUUUUCACACAUGUACACACACACACACAGAGACACGAAUAACUGUUGAUGAGAAGACUCUCUUUCUCAGAACUCAUAUUAUAAAACAAAAUGAAUGAUAACUGGACUUUGAACCUGGAAUGCACUGUCCUUAAAAGAGAAUUGUAUUGAAACAAAUAGUUGUCCCUGUCCUUGCCCACCCUUGGGGAACGAGGUGUCUUAAUUGCAAAGUCACUGGGGCUCAUUCCAUUUACAGUUGGGAGUGAGGGAAAAAUGAUCCUGAAUAUCCACUUUAACUUUAAGCUCUUUGUCCAAUGAGCCCCUGCCCUGUAGCCCGGAAUCUAACGUAACGCUCCUUUCUUCCUGCCCUCUCGGUCCUCGCUUUUCCUGACGUGAAGAGCACUAAAUGCAAAGCAAGGUUCUGCUCUGGUCCUCCCUCUGCCACUCUCUCAUAACCGUGACAUAUAGUCCCCAAAAUAGACAGCCGAUAAGAAUAGCGUAAUGAUAGACAUAUAUACACUUCAGCUUCAGACUGUUUUGUCAUCAUGUCCUGUGCGUCAUUAUGAUGUUUUAAAUGAUAGCACAUUGAAUCUAGAUGCAACGUCGCAAAAACGACUAGUCAAUCUGUUGAAUGUUUAGGAGCAUUGUUCAUUAUAGUAAGGGGUAGAUCCUUAUUUUAGUACACUCCAAAUGCCUUAAAUCCAAAUAUACAAAAUGGUUAGCAUGUGCACUCUCAAACAUGCUCAGGGUCACGGUCGGACCCCAUCAUUUGCGAAUGCCCAAGAAGCAGAGGAAACGCCAGAGCAAAACCCUGAAGAUGUUCUAUGUUCAAUGAUGUUAAUUCUCAGGCAGGGUACGUCUGGGAGUGUGCAAAUACAGACUGUCUGGACACCAGCUUUGAGUGAAUGUGAAAUACACACCACAUACUUUCUCUGUGUUCAUGACACCCUCCUGCUCUGUGUUCUUACCUGGAUGUGUCCGAACCUUCUCCCGUUCACAGUAUGCACUGAAUGAUAUUCUGUUUUUGUCACUCGCAUUGCCCUCGAAACGCAUUCACCACAAGUAUCACAUGUAUCCUUCGUCUUUACUUAUUUACCAUACAUUAUAUACCACGUCCUUAUCCCUCCCCCAGUCAUAGAGUUAUACUUUAGUCCAAGCCCUUUCCCUCUUCUAUCAUUAUAUACAUGCGCCCUGCCUGCCCCCAAUGUAUGCUCAUCUCCCCAAUCUCUGUUCAUUGUAAACAGAAAAUAUUACUCAUAUCUUCAUUCUUUAUCCAUUCAAUAUUCACCUGAUGAUUAUUGAUUAUCUUUGUCGUCAUUACUGAUUACUCCUCUUAAGAUUGUAAAGCUGUACUCUUUCUUCCCCAUUGCGCACAGUAGGAACUUUUUUAAUGAGAAAUGCAAGUCAUUAAAUUGGAGGGAAAAAAGAAUGACAAGAAAAUAAAUGUCUGUGUUAUAAUAAAAAAUGAAAGUGCACUAUUAUUAAUGCCUGUGAUAAAGAACAAUAAACAAUACAAAAACGUUUCUGUGCAAUUCA